Messenger RNA from Suillus subaureus, 1738 nucleotides. RefSeq lists its product as uncharacterized. NCBI's taxonomy places the organism in Eukaryota, Fungi, Basidiomycota, Agaricomycetes, Boletales, Suillaceae. The transcript has 3 exons. Bases 94 to 1584 code for a protein of 496 amino acids. The record is from RefSeq and is a predicted model, not a curated record.
UCCAUGCCAUUUUAAACCGUCGUCUCUUCUGUGGAUCGUCUCAAAGUCCCUCCUUUACAUCCCAAGCUCGUCUUGUAGAACCCUUCAACUCACAUGCCUAAUAGAGCCGACGUCGGCCAUUCACCCUCAGGCGAUAAAUCCGACUUCAAAGCAGACGUUGACGACGAUCCUACUGCCCCCAUGUCUGAUAUUGCUCUCCGAAAAAAGAAAAACGCGGAUGCCCAAGCUGCUUUUCGCCAGAGGCGAGCAAACUACAUAGCGACCCUAGAAGAGACAGGUUGGGUGGUCUCUAUCUUAUUGUACCUUCAUCGCUCAUCCUUGUCAUUUUCGGCAGUCACCAGUCUUGAGUCUGUCGUCCUCCAGCUUCAGGAUUCAUGUCGUGAAGCGCGAUCUGAAGCUGGGGAUCUACGACAAGACAAUGCACGCCUUAGACAUGAAUCGCGUGAACGCGAAAAGUUCUGGAGAGCCCUUUGGCAGGCGAGGAAGACAGGACAGGCUCCUGAAUCUGACGACUUGCCCCCGCUCCCUUCAUCUUUUGCUUCUCAUUCUCAACCAACCAAUAUCAACAAUCGUACCCCCUCGUCGCAUGGUCACUAUAGUGACGAUAGUAUGGGAUAUCAGACCAGCGACGAGACGUCCAAUUCCCUGUGCAGCAGCUCGUAUACUAGCGCGCCCAAUCACUCAUAUGCGACUCAGUCUCCUGCACUUUCUUAUACUGGCGUGGAGACUGAGCAGGUACCCUCUGGUGGAGCUGGGCACCAUAUAAACGCCCGAGUGUCAAGAUAUGGUUCUUACCAGUAUCCGAUGCAACCGAUCAACCGGGACGGUCCAUGGACUCACAACGUGGCCCAGACUGCGUCUGCUAAUGGUUCUCCUACUUUGACAUCUCCUGAUGUAUAUGCAAACCGCCCUUUUGAAGAGCAGAAGACUCAGCUCAAUCACUUAGAAACAACCCCAUAUCUCUUUCCCAGUAGCCGCUCCAUCUCCCCCACGUCAUCCACUCCCCCAUCUUCAUCUAGCACGUCCUUGACGUCUCCCUUCCAAUUCACAUUCCCUGCUGAUGGCUCGAUCACACAAGAUCGCGCAGAAUUUGAUUAUCGCAGGCACUCCAAUACCCACGGUGCUGAUUUAACCUUACACGGUGGCACUGCAGAUAUUUCGCUUCCAAGCGCGGGCGGUGAUGGCGUGCGCUACAGGCUCGGGGCCCGCCGCGCGAACUCUGGUCCGAGUCCACUACUACCCUCCCUUCCUCAGUUCUCUGGAAGCGAGAAUGGCUCUCAUCACGAACGGGGGAGUAGCGAAGGUGAAGCCACCCCCUAUUCAAAACUCCGACCCCGUAGAGGACGUUCUCGAGAGUCGAGGUCACCUUCCCCCGGUGCACCUCCGAUCUCGGGUACGCUAGCGGUCAUCAAAGCUCAAGCUUUUGGAGCACUCCGUCGGACUCGUACCAGGACCAAAAAAACUUCUGAAGGGGCGGCUAAGGUUGCUAUGGAAGUUCUCGAGGCCAGGGGCAUCGGAAUGGGCGUAGUGGCCGGCUCGAAGCGUCCCCGCCUUCACCACGACGAUUCCGACAUGCAGACAUGAUGCACAUAUAAAUAUACUCCGCAACUGAUUACCAGUUCACUCAUUUGAUCCCUAGGGGUUGUAUCAUUCUUCUCUCGUCACCAGUGGACUAUGUAACCACGAUUAUUUGUACAGCAAUUUAAGAUCCCAGUUACUUACUGUAUUGCGCUUACUC